AUGACUCAAGCUAAAGCGUGCUCUGCGAGUCUCAGCACUAUGUCUGAAUACUCCGAGCCAAGCCGUUUUUUGCAGCAGGGAGAUUUUCAACUUGGCAAUGGCCUUGAUGAUAGUGUCGACAUCAAUGGUUUCGACCCUGCCAACUUCAAUCUUGACUUUGACAAUGCGAGCUAUGGGCAUCCACAGGCUGGUCUGUCAUACGGGGAACACCAAUCGCGGUAUGAGCCGAACGAGAUUGUGGAAGCCCAAGGAGAAGUUUCAAGUCUCCAAAACACCAUCCCAGACAAUGACUCUUCCAGCUACCGUCAACGGCAAGGCGGUCUGACGAGUGUGUCUCAGCAUCAUCUGUUCGAGCCCAACGAACUCGGGGAAGGUCAAGAAAAGAUAACACAACUUCAAGACAUGAAUCCAGCAAGCGACACGUCCAACUUUGGCCAACAACAAGUCGGUCUGACAAGUGGGGAUGAUGAACAACAGUUCCAAUUCCAAUCUGACGUGUUCUCUUCAGAAGAGUGGAAGAACCCCGAGGCUCAUGCCGCCAACGGAGACCUUUCGGAUUUUCCAGACACUGUGGCACAGGACGAACAUCAGACAAAGAAAGAUGAUCACGAGCACACGAGCCCCAUCUACCACACGCCAAUUCCACAAGGAGAUUUCGACACAUAUGCGGCUAGUUCCCACUUACAUUCUGUCGAGAAUGGAGAAAGAUCAGUAGUCAAUACAUCAGGCAUUGACUCUGCUUAUGGCACACUCAAUCCUUCCCCACAAUCUACAUCUGGACUUUCCUCGGGAACACCUUACCAAAUGGAAAGCACUGUGCAGCAAUAUGGUUCCGGCAACACCCAUGGUCGUGAGGACUCCAUGUACUCUAGCCAACAACCCAACACAUACCAUGAAGGCGCGGAGGAGGCCGAUACGGAGGUGACAGAGAACGACCCGAAAUUCAACCCUGCAGAUGAUCUAAACUACUACCGGAUAGAUCUUGACACGGGCGUAAUAGAGAGUCGGCGUAGGCGAGGAUGGGGUCGUACCGGGACGAGAAACGGUGCCGAAGUCUGGUUCAACCCGGAGACUGAGCAAUGGCAGGAGUCCGCUUCACACCAUAGCUAUAGGGAGAUUCUGAUCGCGCGAGCCCAGGCUGAGCAUCCGGAUAAGGAAUAUCUGCAUCCUGAUCCCACCGAUGGGUUGCCACAUAGCGAGACGGCUUUCUAUCUCCCACAUCAGAACUUGGGUCCGAACCGUGAUGACUGCCCAGACGAAUGUUUCGUUUGGCCCAAAGACAAGCCAGAGGGCGACCCAGAUGAUAAGGAGGCUGGGGACAAGGGCCAAGCGAAGAAGAAGCGCAAGCCUAACCCCCGGCCAAAUCCCGGAUUCUGGUUUGAGGACAACAAGAUUCUGUUGGACCCUCACAACAAUCCUGUCAAGAAGCACCUGGACAUGCCACUCACGCUCUCGGCUGAGACAGAAGGGUACAAGUUGCAAGUGAUGCGACUUAGAAACACGAGCAUAUCGCAGAAAGAUGAGUGGGCCAGAAUGCCAAGGUGGAUCAGAAAGAAAAAGCCGAAGACGUAUGAUCUGAUCACCAAAUACAUCGGAAGUCCUAACACGCACGUAAACAUGCCUUCGCAGCGCUUCCGAGACGAGAAAGGCACAGUGGCAGGGAACAUACGUCAAGGCACCGACAAGAUUAGGAAAGGGCUGAAGGCAUUUUUCGCUGAAAACGGAUUUGAUCCUUCCCUGACCGGCUCCACGAGAGGGUUCGCGAGGGACCUGUUCCCAUGGGAGCAGGACUCAGUGAAGCUAGGAAACACUGGAAAGCACGGAAUGAGGGCGGGGGAGUCGCGAGCACUGGAUGAGGAGACUCGGAAUAAGAACUUGCAAAAGACACUAAGGAAGAUCGAGAAAGGCAAGGAGAAGGCUGAAGCAGAUGCAGGGAAGGCCAGCAGUGCGUUCGGAAAGCGUCCUCGUGAGGACGAGGAUGGUUAUGAUCAAGACUCGAAUCCUGCUCAACGGAAGAGCAAGUCUGGAGGUCGCUCGCGAAAUGGUCAUAGAAAGCCGGCGUCUUCGCAACCACAGCGCUAUGGCACGUUUGGUGCCGCAUCGACGCCGUACCAGAACACGAGUACUUUGGAGGCUGGAGGCCGCUCGUACAGUGGCACAUAUGGUACAGCCCCGUCACCGUAUCAAAACAUCAACGUCUCCGCAGGAAACCAGCAGGCGCAUUCUCUGGGCAACAAUCAUUUUGCGGAGAACCAAAGGGUACCAUACUAUCAGGGCAUCGGGCUGGAGACUGAUACCCGCUUGGACCAAUUGCAGCAGGAAUGCAGAGGGCAGAUGUGGUCAGCACAAGGCUCUAUCGGGCAAAACAACUACCGGGGGUUGCAGUAUCAGCCACAGCAUAAUCCAUCCCCUGACUAUACCUACAACAUUCAAGACGGUCCACCUGUUCAGCACCAAGGGUUCAUCAAUGGCACGAAUGGUGCUCCGAAGCAUGAAGGAGACACUUUGGGUCAAGGCGGUCGCAGAUUGUAUCAAGCGCCCAAACAGAUUCUGGGAAGACGUGGGCGCGAAGAUUCAGACGAAGUUGACCAGAAUAUAUAUACGAGGAAAAAGGAGGCCGCAGGAGUGGGAAGAUCAGCCCAUAAUGCCCAAUACGGUUAUGUCGAGUCUGGAAAUCCGGUGAUCCAAAACCAGACUCAGGAGGAGCGAGGCGCGGAAAUUUCACCGUCGGAACAGCAGCAGAUUGGCCAACUACAGAAUAUGGGAUACCAGGCCGGCCAAUUUGAGUCCAGCGUCCAAGCGGAUAGAGAUUCAGAAAAUGGCGCCCCCGUCCAAGCGACAACGCAAAGACGGAAAAUCCUGGUAUAG
Letharia columbiana is the source of this 2868-nucleotide messenger RNA. RefSeq lists its product as uncharacterized. The transcript has 4 exons. NCBI's taxonomy places the organism in Eukaryota, Fungi, Ascomycota, Lecanoromycetes, Lecanorales, Parmeliaceae. Bases 1 to 2868 code for a protein of 955 amino acids. The record is from RefSeq and is a predicted model, not a curated record.